GAACGGUUUAAAUGUAUAUUUCCAGACGAAUUCCAGUCGAAAGAGUGCGAGGAGUAUCGAAGACUCGAUUACGCCAUUCGUCCCGUCGACCGAUCGUGUAACAUUCCGAGCAAAUAUCGAGACAUUUUUUCUUGUCGUUCGUUGACAUCGAACUUAUUGCGGGGAAAAUGGCCGAACCUAUAAAUGUUGUGGUUACCGGUGCUGCCGGGCAAAUCGCUUAUUCUCUACUGUACCAGAUUGCUGCUGGUACAGUUUUUGGCCCCGAACAACCCGUCAAUCUGCGUUUACUGGAUAUUCCAGUUAUGAUGAAGGUGUUGGACGGUGUAGUUAUGGAAUUGGAGGACUUGGCACUUCCUUUGUUACAUGAGGUUCUGCCAACGGCCGAGCCCGCCAAAGCCUUUGAUAACGUAGCGGCCGCCUUUUUGGUUGGCGCGAUGCCACGGAAAGAAGGAAUGGAACGUAAGGAUCUUUUGGCUGCGAAUGUGGAGAUUUUCAAGGUGCAGGGCGAGGCGUUAGACAAGUUCGCUCGUAAGGAUGUCAAGGUGCUGGUCGUAGGCAACCCUGCUAACACCAACGCGCUCAUCUGUUCGCACUACGCGCCUUCGAUCCCGAAAGAAAACUUCACUGCUAUGACCAGAUUGGAUCAGAACAGAGCGCAGGCAGCGUUAGCCGCACGAUUAAGUGUACAGGUCGAUAACGUGAAGAACGUCAUUAUCUGGGGGAAUCAUAGUUCCACGCAAUACCCGGACGCAGCGCAUGCGACCGUAGCGCGAUCACUCGACGUGAAGCCCGUCCUGUCUGAGAUCAACGACGACGAAUGGUUGAACAAGACUUUCGUAGAGACGAUUCAGAAGCGCGGCGCCGCCGUGAUAGCCGCCAGGAAAAUGUCGUCCGCUAUGUCCGCCGCGAAAGCUGCCGGCGACCAUAUGAGAGACUGGUGGUUCGGCACCAAAGCCGGCGAGUGGGUGAGCAUGGGCGUCGUGUCCGACGGGAGUUACGGGAUCCCAAAAGACAUCGUCUUCUCCUUCCCUGUCGUUAUCAAAGACAAGCGAUACGAAAUCGUACAGAAUCUUCCAAUCAGCAGCUUCGCGAAGUCGAAGCUGGAUAUCACGUCCAAGGAACUGGAGGAGGAGCGCGCCGAGGCGAACAAUGUGCUGAAAAAGUGACUAGCAGUGGCGCAGUACGAUGAAACGCAGGCCGGCGGCUUCGUGUCGGCGAAACUGUGACGAGUAUCAAGUCGUCACAACGCCGUACGGGAUAUAUAUGUACAUAUACACAACGUAUAUAUGUAUAUAUAUAUAUAUAUAUACUUCGGUGUGUAAACACCAUGUAAACAGUUAUUUUUCCAGCGGUAUAAUUUAGAAGGGUGAUUUUGCGACUCGGUAUGUUGGGUAUUACACGGGUGAAUCAUUGGUGCAAUAUGAAUGAUCAGCAUGCGUUAUUUACGUAAAGUACAGGCUGGUCUGCGCGUACAUGAAUAUAUAUAUAUAUA
Messenger RNA from Dinoponera quadriceps, 1492 nucleotides. RefSeq names its product malate dehydrogenase, cytoplasmic (gene Mdh1). The transcript has 5 exons. Gene Ontology annotation, biological process: tricarboxylic acid cycle; malate metabolic process; oxaloacetate metabolic process. NCBI's taxonomy places the organism in Eukaryota, Metazoa, Arthropoda, Insecta, Hymenoptera, Formicidae. Bases 168 to 1166 code for a protein of 332 amino acids. Gene Ontology annotation, cellular component: cytosol; mitochondrion. The record is from RefSeq and is a predicted model, not a curated record. Gene Ontology annotation, molecular function: L-malate dehydrogenase (NAD+) activity.